GCAAGACGAGGCAGCAGCAAAGGUUGUCGAUGAAGAACGAAUUCAACGACGCGAGAAGAUAUUCAACGGAGAGCGAGCCUUGCUCACAAUGGCAGCGGACUGGCGGGCCGAGGCCGAGAAUGGGAAAAUGGAACAGAGUGAAAACAAGAUCACUCUACUACUCCUCUCCCAUCUCACGGACCUCCUGGCCACGUGCAUUGCACAGCAGGAGGACAUCCACAACCUCGACAACGCGGUUCAAACACACAAUCACGUGUUUGACCAAGUCAACAGCCGCCUCCAGCAGUUGGAACAAACCGUCGCCGCCCCCAUUGCCAGCUCUUCCAACACCUCCGAUCGCCUCGAGGCAUUGGAGAUUGACGUCAGCUCCCUCAAGGACGGCGUGCAGUUACAGCAAACCCCAACGCAACAGUUGGAGCAGCAAAUCUGUACUGCCGCCACCCACUCGAGCUCGAAACCGUGCGAGACAACUCCAAAGUUCGAUGAUCAAGAGAUCUUCUGCGAUUCGACGAAGACGGACCCGAUUCCGUGGUUCCGCAUGUUCGAACUCAAGUUGCAGCUACACUACGUCAGCGAACACAAGCACCACGCAUACUUAUACUCCCAGUCGGGAGGCGCGUGCCAAGCAUGGUUCAACAAUCUCCUGUCCAAGUACGGAGUGGUGGCUGCCGACAUGCACACCAAGAUCAGUCGGGAUGAUCUAAAGGCAGUGUGGCAUAAGCGGUUCCAAGUAGAGCCGCCGGAGAUCAAGGCAAUGGACAAGUUGAUGGUCUUCGUACCAGGCAUGCUGAAGAGUGUUGACUGGAUUGUCGAGUACCAACGCUUGACAUCCGUCCCAUACAUUCAAAUGGGCUUCAAAACCAUCAAACACUACUUCAUCUCGAGGUCGUGUCCGACAUUGGGCAAUGCCUUGACUCACGUCGAGAACACCCUGACGACACCGGCGGAGCUCUUCGACAAGGCCGCGCAAAUUAUGGUAACGAACAAGGAGGCUAAGAACCUCCACCAUUCAUCUGCUAUAGGCCCGAGCACAGAUCGGCAUCGGCCGAAAGUGGCCGUGAUCAAGGCGGCAACGCCAAUCGACCAAACUAGCGAGGCCGUGUCUGCCAAUGAAGGGGACAGACUCAUAGCCGCCCGGGAUGGUGGCCGCCCCGGCAAAGGCCGAGGACGCGGCAAGACGAAGCCAAACACCGCAUCUAGCCCCGGGCCUGACGCAGCAGCUCCAGCUCCAUGGUCGCACUACGAUCUCUCCGAGCAAGCAUACAAGGCACGCACAAGAUUCUGUUACUGUCUGUGGUGUAACAACGAUCUCCACGAGAUAAUGGGCUGCCCAUCGAAAGGCAAAGGCAAAUCGGGAAACCGAGCACCGCCGGAAACGACGGAGAUUGACGACUUCCCUCACUACGGGGAAGACACAGAGAAGGAUGGGGCUAGUGAGACUUCGGAUGGGGGAGUCAUAGCUCCAAUCAAAGAAAAGGCUACGAGGACCGGGAAGCAGAAGGUAGGUGGGUCCAAGGGUCAAGGCGGCCAAGGAACACCCGCAUCGGCAAAACUUUGGUUAGAAUACGAGGUGUGAAGGGACCAAGUUGCUAGGGGCACUUGUAUUAAUUGUGGCAACUAUGGCCAUACGUCC
This is a messenger RNA of Chara braunii, 1633 nucleotides long. NCBI's taxonomy places the organism in Eukaryota, Viridiplantae, Streptophyta, Charophyceae, Charales, Characeae. The record is from the annotation of a GenBank genome assembly.